This is a messenger RNA of Dovyalis caffra, 252 nucleotides long. NCBI's taxonomy places the organism in Eukaryota, Viridiplantae, Streptophyta, Magnoliopsida, Malpighiales, Salicaceae. The record is from the annotation of a GenBank genome assembly.
AUGAUGACUUCUUUGGGGGCUUCCGGCGCAGCAGCUCAUUCCGAACCGAGCGUCAACCAGGGGAACCAAGCUCCGCAUAGGAAUGAUGCCGGCCACAACAGUGUUCCCCUUAUUAUGAUGAACCGUGUUGGAGAUGGGAUUGCACGGCAAUACUCCUCAAACAGUCACAGACUGAGGAAAGGGCAGAAAGAAAGACAUUGGCUUUCCUACCGGAAUGAAAGAGCGAGGGGACUUAGCCAAGGCACUAACUAA